AUGGAGCUCUUACAUCUAGGGAACAAAGUUCCGUCCGAGGAGGCAGAGGCCCUCAGAAUAGGCAUAUACCAGAAGCUUUGCAUAGCAGGGGCCAAGAAAAGAGAAAGGUUUCCAGGAUGCCAUCCAGUGUCUCUAACACUGGACAACAUUGAUCUUUUGUUGAGCAAGGACUUCCUUGUGUGCGAGAAGUCCGACGGAAUCAGAGCUUUGCUGCUUGUUACAGAAAAGAUGGGCAUAUCCAAAGGAUACUUUUACGAUAGAAAAAACGACUUCUACGAAUUGGACAUGAACUUUCCCUUUUCCUCGACUGUCUUGAUAGAUGGAGAGAUCUUUCUGGAAGAUGGCACAGUCACCACUUACGCCAUAUUUGAUUGCUUGAUAUAUGAAGACGCUCCCCAGAUACUUAAGAACUUGUAUAAAAGGCUUGGAUACGCACAAAUGUUUGUGGAUAGAAUGAAGGGAAGUGUCGAAAAGACCAAAGCCUUAAAAAAAGAGGACGAGGAUGGGUUUGAGCCGAAGAGAAUUCCAAUUGGGGCUGAGGGCCAGGAGCCUGGAUGUAUCAGUAUACAUUUCUAUGUUAAACAGAUGAUGAAGAGCUAUGGUUUCUGGGAGGUGUACAAGAAGAUCCCGGACCUGAAGCAUGGAAAUGACGGCUUAAUAUUCACUCCUACAGAUGAGCCUUACUCGGUAGGGAAAAGAGGUGUAAUUCUCAAGUGGAAGCCUACGUUUCUGAACACAAUAGAUUUUAAGAUUACAAAGGCCAAGGAGUUUGGCCAUGUAUACGAUCUGGUGUGCAGUGGAAAGAGAGGAAAGGAUGUUGUGUUUGGCCAUUUUUUUUGUGAAGACGAGGAAGUAGAUGGAAAAAUAGGAGAGUUUCUGUACGACAACGACGGAUAUUACUGGGAUCUUGAUGAGUUUGUACUGAGGAAGGGUGGGUGGAAAUUGUAUAGGAUCAGAGAAGAUAAAGACACACCCAACAACAUAAGAGUUGUUUGCAGUAUAUUGGAAAGCCUCAAGGACAGCCUAACAAUCGAGAAACUCUGCACAUUUUACAAUGCAAUGCGGGAAAAUAGCAAAAAGAGAGAGCAGAUGAAAAAAUAG
Messenger RNA from Encephalitozoon intestinalis ATCC 50506, 1101 nucleotides. Its product is annotated as mRNA capping enzyme subunit alpha. The transcript has a single exon. Gene Ontology annotation, molecular function: ATP binding; mRNA guanylyltransferase activity. The record is from RefSeq and is a predicted model, not a curated record. NCBI's taxonomy places the organism in Eukaryota, Fungi, Microsporidia, Unikaryonidae. Gene Ontology annotation, biological process: 7-methylguanosine mRNA capping. The coding region runs from base 1 to 1101 and encodes 366 amino acids.